GGAAACCGAAAUAUUUUUGUUGUAAAUUUGUAAGAAUUUCAAUUUCAAUUUAAAUAAAAAUUACAAUACAACAUUACGAUUUACCAUAUGUUUCAUACUUCGUUUGUCCAUAAUUUUGCACGACUUAAAUAAAAUCAUUGCAUCGCGAUGUUUUUAAUCUCCCUGCCGUGUUAAAAUGUUAUGUCAUAUCGAUUGAAUAAAAAAACUAACAAUAUAAUACAAUGUUUGUUGACAUUGAUGUCGGCCAUCUUUUACUUUGAUAAUAUAAUAAUAUAAAAUUCAACACUUAUCAGGUAAACUAUAAUACCAUGUGUUGUUACCGUUAUUACACCAUUACCGAAUAGUGAAUGCAUUUAAUAUCUAUUUUGUGAGUGAAUUAGUGAAUGCCGUUCGUCCAAGUUGUAAACUUGUCACUUGUUUAAUAGAAACAGAACUCUCUUGUAGAAUAGAGUAUAGUCGACGUAUGUAGAUAAUCGCCUGUUCGACGUCGCGCUUAAACGAAUCGUCGGGCCGAAAAUAGCAUUACGGCUGAAUCUGUCCAAUCGGCAGUUGUAGGGAGUUACGCGGAGACGACGACAACAUCCGAGUUCGGAGGAACGUCAUAGAAACCUUAGCGAGAAUAAUGAGCGACGAAGAAACACCAAAUACACAACCGUCUACCUCAGAGACGACAAACGAAGCUGGCAGCUCCGCAACCGGAGUCCCUGAUGAUGACCAUCAACGCCAAAGCACGUCUGUGGCUAAUCCAAAUUCCGGUGCCCUGGAGGUGGCUGAAGACAAGACUGCGGCCACUGAUGAGUACAUCCGCUUGCGUGUCAUCACUAGUGACAUGACCAAUGAGGUGCACUUCCGUGUAAAAGCUGCCACAGCCUUGGUUCGCCUGAAACGCUCGUACUGCAGCAAGCUCGGUUUUCAGGUGGACGAGUUGCGUUUUGUGUUCGAUGGUCAUAGAAUCACUGACGAAGAUACCCCUAAAUCAUUGGGCAUGAUAAACGAUGAUGUUAUUGAAAUAUACCAAGAAAGGACCGGCGGUAUGUGAUGCAAACGUGUAAAGUUAAUUUAAUUUUUAAUUUAAAAUCUAGGUUUUUUUUUACUGAAGUGUCUUAAAAAUUAAUUAUCAUCACAGAAUAAAUAUGUGUUUGUUGCAAACAAUGUACUAUGUUAACGGUGGUAUUUCAAUAAUAUCAUUUUUUAAUUCCACAAAUUGGGCAAAAAAGUAUUCUUUAACAAAAUUAGAUAAUGUUUUCAUUCCAAAGUAAAUGUCAGAAUCAUACAAAAUUUAAAAUUUUUAACAAAGUUUAAGCUUAAUUUGAUAAAAAAAUGUUAAGCUCUAAUUGUUUAUUGAAUAAAAUUUAAUACACAGAAUGAUCCAGGGUUUCCUCAUUUGCUGUUGUGUUUACCUUUUGGCUUGUGGGGACUGUAUAUCAUUCUGUUUUUAUACCAAUUUUAUUUUGGUGAAUUGUUGAAUAUUGUACCAAUAAUAGAGUAAUAUUAAUUUAUUAGUGUACAAUGCCUAAUGCUAUUUAUAUUUUAGUACCAAAAACUGUUUACAACAAUAGUUGUUUUUUAAAUCCUUUUUGAUGUACCACUGCAUAUAUACAUAUUAUAUUUAUAAUUUUUUUAACAUACCUUUCUAUAUUUAUGGAUGCAAUACCUGUAUUCCACUAUUCUAUACCAAAUUAUAAAUAAAUGCUUUCCAAAUUUAUUUUCCUUAUUUGUAUUAUUAUGUACGCUAUAGUGAACAAUUUAAUGUUAUUUAUUUUAAAAAAAUGUGAUUUAAAUUUUUUUUUUUUUUUUGAUUAUGACAAUAUUUUUUAUACAAAUAUAAAAAAAAAACCAAA
Molecule: messenger RNA, 1841 nt
Organism: Acyrthosiphon pisum (pea aphid)
Lineage: Eukaryota; Metazoa; Arthropoda; Insecta; Hemiptera; Aphididae
Product: small ubiquitin-related modifier
Exons: 2
Coding region: 623-1039 (138 amino acids)
Molecular function (GO): protein binding
Source: RefSeq, a predicted model, not a curated record